AUGGGCGAGCCAUCCCCAUCUCACCAGCAAGGACUCGAGGGGCUUUGGAGUGCAACACAGAACCAGGGAAUGCCCAGGACAAACCCUGACAGGAGCAUUCCCUACGGCUACGACCCCACGAGUGGCCAUAUUCCCAUUCCGGUGCCAGGAUAUCGGCAGCAAGGUCCACACCUUGUGACGCCCACUGAGUCUCCUCAGAGCAGUGAGGACCGGACACAGGAGGGUCCCGCAGUCAAGCGCAGCAGCUCAAUGCAGGCCAACAGCGGGUCUCCCUCAAACCAGGGGAGCAAAUCCUUUAAGGAAGUGUUGGCAGAACGGAAUAAGCAGGCACAGAGGCGGUUCAGGCAGCGGCAAAAGGACAAGAUUGAGGAGCUGCAGAACAAGCUGACUGCUCUGCAGUCUCAGCGGACGCAGCUCACCAGCAGAUCCCACAUGCUCGCAACCGCUCGCCAGCUGCGCAAAGAGGAGCUGAGGAAGCUGCGGGAGCGGCAGGCGGCGGCAGUGGAUGCUGACGAGGAGGAUCUGGCGCGCGAAUUCAGCGGCGCAGUACGGCUGACUGUGCACGAGCAGCGCGAGGUCACGCUGUCCCCAGACCAGAUAAAGCAGAUGACGGAGAAGGAUCUGGCGCGGCUGUGGAGCCAGUAUGUGAAGGAGCUGGCGGUGCUGCUGGUGCUGGCCGAGGGCCCCCAGCCGCCGCCCGAGGUUGUUGAGCGCAUGCAGGAACUCGUGCAGCGCGAACUGCUUCUCCUCUACAUCAGGGCGGCGCUGACAAAUAUGAGCAGCGUGAAGCGGUUUGUGGCAAACUACAAGGUGGAGGAGAUGCGCAUGCACCUGGGCGACGAGGGCGUUGGCAUGUGGCGCACAGUUGCACUCGCGCUGCAGCUCAGCCCAGAGCAGUCCGACUCCACCACCAAGCUCUGGCGCUCCUUCAGGACUAAAUUGGCGGAGCUAUUUGCCUCGCGCCAGACGUGCCAUGCAGGCAUUGCAGACUCCAUGCCGAGCGGCGUCAUGGGCCAGGACUUUGCUGUGCAGUACCUUAGGGCAUGCGAGCAGAUGGAUACUCUGAAGAAGAACCUGCGGCAGGAGCACGUGCUCAUCCACGACUUCCUGUCCACCUUUUACACACAGACACUGACUCCGCUGCAGAUGGCGCGGUGUGUGGUGAGGUCAUUCCCCUGGUACCCAGACAUCCCUGCCAUCACAACCUGGAUGGCUGCACAGCACGGAGACCCUGAAGCCCAGGGGUUGCUAAAAAGUCUCAUGCCCAAUGUUAAAGUAGAAUUGUGA
Coccomyxa subellipsoidea C-169 is the source of this 1287-nucleotide messenger RNA. RefSeq lists its product as hypothetical. The record is from RefSeq and is a predicted model, not a curated record. Lineage: Eukaryota; Viridiplantae; Chlorophyta; Trebouxiophyceae; Coccomyxaceae. Gene Ontology annotation, biological process: regulation of DNA-templated transcription. Gene Ontology annotation, molecular function: DNA-binding transcription factor activity. The coding region runs from base 1 to 1287 and encodes 428 amino acids. The transcript has 9 exons.